AUGUGGGAAGGGAUACAUUUCGUCUUCUCAACUGAAGGCACAUCACGAGUUCACACGGGGGAGAGGCCAUUCACCUGCUCAUACUGUGGGAAGGGUUUCACUCGGUCAUCUCAACUGAAGGUACAUCAGCGAGUUCACACUGGAGAGAGGCCAUUCACCUGCUCGGACUGUGGGAAGGGAUUCACUCGGUCAUCUCAACUGAAGGUACAUCAGCGAGUUCACACUGGGGAGAGGCCUUUCACCUGCUCAGUCUGUGGGAAGGGAUUCAGGCAGUUAGCUAGCCUACAAGCCCACCAUUUAGAUCACACUGGGGAGAGGCCGUUCAUUUGCUCGGCCUGUGGAAAGGGAUUCACUCGGUCAUCUGAACUGAAGGUACAUCAGCGAGUUCACACGGGGGAGAGGCCAUUCACCUGCUCAGACUGUGGGAAGGGAUUCACACAGUUAGCAGGCUUACUGAGACACCAGUCUGUUCACACUGGGGAGAGGCCGUUCACCUGCUCAGACUGUGGGAAGGGAUUCACUCAAUCAUCUCAUCUGAAGGUACAUGAGCGAGCUCACACUGGGGAGAGGCCAUUCAGCUGCUCAGACUGUGGGAAGGGAUUCACUCAAUCAUCUCAUUUGAAGGUACAUGAGCGUGUUCACACUGGAGAGUGGCCAUUCACCUGCACAGACAGUGGGAAGGGAUUCACUCGGUCAUCUCGCCUACUGACACACCAGUCUGUUCACACUGGGGAGAGGCCGUUCACCUGCUCAGACUGUGGGAAGGGAUUCACUCAAUCAUCUCAUCUGAAGGUACAUGAGCGAGCUCACACUGGGGAGAGGCCAUUCAGCUGCUCAGACUGUGGGAAGGGAUUCACUCAAUCAUCUCAUUUGAAGGUACAUGAGCGUGUUCACACUGGAGAGUGGCCAUUCACCUGCACAGACAGUGGGAAGGGAUUCACUCGGUCAUCUCGCCUACUGACACACCAGUCAGUUCACACUGGGGAGAGGCCGUUAACCUCCUGUUAAUGUUGGAAUGUAUUCACUCAGUCAUCUAACCUUAUGUAACUCUCACUCCGGCUAGCAGCUUAAUAUAGGGGGUGAUAGCCCCCUAGCUCGGCCAAAUUUGGGUGCAUGCUGUGCUGUGUCCCCUGUUACAAAUCAGUACCCCGAAAUAUCAAACAGUACACAAUAUGUGCUUAAUAAUUCUUGCUUUGACUAUAGGUUUGUAAAGUAAAAAAAAACAGG
Messenger RNA from Hypanus sabinus (Atlantic stingray), 1227 nucleotides. Its product is annotated as zinc finger protein 239-like. The coding region runs from base 1 to 1008 and encodes 335 amino acids. The transcript has 2 exons. The record is from RefSeq and is a predicted model, not a curated record. NCBI's taxonomy places the organism in Eukaryota, Metazoa, Chordata, Chondrichthyes, Myliobatiformes, Dasyatidae.